Molecule: messenger RNA, 744 nt
Organism: Lachnellula hyalina
Lineage: Eukaryota; Fungi; Ascomycota; Leotiomycetes; Helotiales; Lachnaceae
Gene: VAMP713
Product: Vesicle-associated membrane protein
Exons: 2
Coding region: 1-744 (247 amino acids)
Biological process (GO): vesicle-mediated transport
Cellular component (GO): membrane
Source: RefSeq, a predicted model, not a curated record
AUGGCUUCCUCAUCAACGCCUCCAACUCCUCUCCUCUACGCCUGUAUCGCACACAACAACACCAUCCUGAGCGAACAUACCGCUUCAGCAUCCUCCCAAACCUCGUCGCUCGCCUCCCUCGUCCUUCCCAAGAUCACCCACAACACCGCCCAAAAGCUCACCUACACCCACAACUCCAACUUCAUUCACUAUAUCGCCGAUGCGCCCUCGGAAUACCCCCCGGAAUCUGCAUCAGCAGGUGGCCUCACCUACCUCGUAAUUGCCGAUUCUUCCCUAGGCCGCCGCAUUCCCUUUGGAUUCCUGUUCGAAGUCAAGAAGCGCUUCCUGUCACAAUUUGCUCCCGAGAGCACUGAUUUCGCCAGCUUGCCGAAUUAUGGCGCGGGCAGCUUCAACAGCGAGCUUAAGGGCUUGAUGAUUAACUAUGGGACAACGAAGGCCGGAAAGGAGGAUGCGAUUAGCAAUGUGCAGGGCGAAAUUGAUAAUGUGAGGGGGAUUAUGAGCCAGAAUAUCGAGAGUUUGCUGGAGAGGGGUGAGAGGAUUGAUCUGUUGGUGGAUAAAACCGAUCGGUUGGGUGGGAAUGCACAUGAUUUUAGAGUGAGGAGCAGGGGGCUGAGGAGGCAGAUGUGGUGGAAGAAUGUGAAACUCAUGGCACUACUAAUUGUAGUGGUCAUCUUCUUGAUUUACUUGUUUGUUGGCUUCGGAUGCGGAUUGCCCGGAUGGUCGAAAUGUGUCGGCGGCAAGUGA